Poecilia reticulata (guppy) is the source of this 1063-nucleotide messenger RNA. It is a transcript of the gene smdt1a, whose product is annotated as single-pass membrane protein with aspartate-rich tail 1a. NCBI's taxonomy places the organism in Eukaryota, Metazoa, Chordata, Actinopteri, Cyprinodontiformes, Poeciliidae. Gene Ontology annotation, cellular component: uniplex complex. Gene Ontology annotation, biological process: calcium import into the mitochondrion; mitochondrial calcium ion homeostasis. The record is from RefSeq and is a predicted model, not a curated record.
AUGGCGGUGUUGCAAAGMGAAAUCUGCACAGCGGCUUUCCCCCCAGUCUUUUCCGCAUUGCUGCCGCAUCACCUGUCAAAAAWCUGUUAACAUGGCCUCGGCUGUCCUCGGUCGCCUGUUCAGGSUGUCAGCCGUCAGAAACGGCGCCCUUUCACCGCCGAGCCCCUCCACCGUGCCGGGGCGGACCGUGACGCCGAGCCGGACGGCCGUGUGCACGUCAAGCGGCGCCCUUCUGCCCAAACCCAAGAAGACCCCCUUCGGCCUUAUCCGGAUCGCUCUGGUAGUGGUUCCCUUCUUGUAUGUGGGGACUCAGAUCAGCAAGAGCUUUGCGGCGCUGCUGGAGGAGCACGACAUAUUCGUCCCGGAGGACGACGACGACGAUGACUGAUCAGUUGAUUGACGUUUUUAUCGCUACCAAGUGUCCGUGAUCACCAACGUAGAGAAAUGCCUUCCUGGAGGUCCUGUUGCCGUGACCCUCAAUCACCUCCGCCUGCACUCGUUUCAGGGAUUUUGCUCCCAUUUGACGUACACGAGACUGCCGCUACAUUUUCCUAUCGUACUGUAUUUGCAUGCACUACAAGAGUCUUAAUAAAAAGAGAAAUCUAGCAAAACUCAAUUGRCUUUAGUGCAAAGUUACCUUCUGGAAAUUAGAACCAAGAUGGGACAUUGAAAGGAUGUUGUGAGUUCGGCCUAAAGAGAUAUUGUGGUGUCCAGACUGUUUAGCGCAAAGGCAAAAGUAAGUAAGGUCUUCAUUCUUGGGAUAUUGCUUUACAUGAUGCCACUCUUCAGCAGUGUCAAUUACUGACAUGUUCAAAAUUAAUUGGUUAGUAAGACCAUGUUUACAGCUAUAUCUUGAAACCACGACYGACUCUACUGUGAUUAAUAGAUUCUUUAUGAAAACCAGCUGUUGUACUUCACCUCUAAUGUCCUUUGAGAGUURAUARAAAAUUGAAUCAAACAUUUUAACUCAAGGUAGUUCCACUGGUUUUCUAAUUAAYGUACUGUCAACCUUUUCAAAUAAAACUAUUUCUGUUGAUGGUUUGGAUCCACUAAAGUUCCAGAA